CCUUCCAACGUGCAGCAUCAGCAACAUUUUUUGUCUUUCUUUCCACAGGAUUGGUGAAGGAAGGAAGCUGCGGCUGCGGCGUGUGGAGGGUUAACUUUCACCAUUGUCAGCCCGAAAGGGGGGCUUUUUUUGGGGGGUGGAGGAAGAGGAGGAGGAGGAGGAGGGAGGCGAUGAGCUAAAAGAUGCCGGGGUCGCUGAGCAAUGAAGACGAGGCACAGGACGACAUGGACUUUGAAGACGAGAUGCCAGACGAGGAGGACGUGUGCGCCACGCUUCCUCUCGCCUCCAUCGGCAGCUUCUUCUCGGACGACGACUCCCUCAAACAGCAGAAGAAGAAGAAGAGCAAAAAGAUGAGAGAGGGAAAAGUGCCUAAAAUGAAAAAGCGGAAAAAGGAGGGCGCCAUCCCAGCCAGCGUGGACAGCGAGCAGGACGGGACGUCGGAGGUGGAGGUGGAGGUGGAGGAGGAGCGUGUCGCCGACAGAGGCUCCGAGAGCGAUAGCAGCAUGUUCAGCCCCACCAAGAAGAAGAAGAAGAAACCCAAGGAGAAGAAGGAGAGGAAGCCCAGGAAGAAGAAGAGAGACGAGGAAGACGAGGACGAGGACGACGGGAGCAUGAAAGAGCCAAAGUCCUCCAGCCAGCUGAUGCAGGAGUGGGGCCUGGAGGACGUCCAGUACGGCUUCACCGAGGACGACUACAAGACCAUCACCAACUACAAGGCUUUCAGCCAGUUCCUCAGGCCUCUCAUAGCCAAGAAGAACCCCAAAAUCCCCAUGUCCAAGAUGAUGACAGUGCUGGGGGCCAAGUGGCGGGAGUUCAGCGCCAACAACCCUUUCAAGGGCGCCUCCGCGACCGCCGUGGCCGCCGCUGUCGCAGCCGCCGUGGAAACUGUUACUGUGGCUCCGCCGAACCCUGUCGGCCAGCUCGGCGCUCAGCCGGGGCCCGUCAAAAAAGCCAAAACCAAAGAGGGGAAAGGUCCUGGAGUUCGAAAGAGAAGCAAGACUGUGAAAGACGUGAAGAAGAAAGUGAAGCCCAAGAAGACCAAAUCCAAGUCGGGACAAAGCGGGAAGAAGAAGAAGGCGUCCUCGAGCGAGGAGGACUUCCUGGAGGAGUCCGACUUUGACGACAUCAGCAUCCUCAGUGCCGCCGUGCUUUGUGACACCUUGGGGGCCGCCGCUAAGAAAAAGGCCCGACGCGGUCGCAAAAAAAGAAAAAGGGAGGACGGCGACGGCUAUGAGACGGACCACCAGGACUACUGUGAGGUGUGCCAGCAGGGCGGCGAGAUCAUCCUGUGCGACACCUGUCCCCGAGCGUACCACCUGGUGUGCCUGGAGCCCGAGUUGGAGAAGGCCCCCGAGGGCAAAUGGAGCUGCCCACACUGUGAGAAGGAGGGCAUCCAGUGGGAGGCCAAAGACGAGGAGGACGAGGAAGAGGAGGAGGCGGUGGCGCGGGAGGAAGAAGACGACCACAUGGAGUUUUGCCGCGUGUGUAAAGACGGCGGAGAGCUGCUGUGCUGCGACACCUGCCCGUCGUCCUACCACAUCCACUGCCUCAACCCGCCGCUGCCCGAGAUACCCAACGGGGAGUGGUUGUGUCCACGCUGCAUGUGCCCUCCCCUGAAAGGCAAAGUACAAAAGGUUCUUCACUGGAUGUGGGGCGAGGCGCCGCUGCCCCCUGACCCGCCCCUGGACCCGGACGGCCAGCCCGGCGCAGACCCGCUCAGCAGGCCUCCGCUCAAGGGCCACCCCGAGAGGGAGUUCUUCGUCAAGUGGGCCGCACUCUCCUACUGGCACUGCUCCUGGGUCAGCGAGCUGCAGUUGGAGCUCUACCACACCGUCAUGUACCGGAACUACCAACGCAAAAACGACAUGGACGAGCCCCCGCCGUACGACUACGGCUCCGGCGAGGAGGAGCUCAACAACGAGAAGAGGAAGAGCAAAGACCCCCAGUACGCCGCCAUGGAGGAGCGCUUCUACCGAUACGGAAUCAAACCCGAGUGGCUGGUCAUCCACCGCGUACUCAACCACAGCCUGGAUAAAGACGGGGAGGUGCAUUACCUGAUCAAGUGGAGGGACCUCCCCUACGACCAGUGCACCUGGGAGGUGGACCACUUUGACGUGCCAGAUUACCACCGCCAUAAAGCUUCCUACUGGGACCACAGGGAGCAAAUCUUAGGGGAGGACCAGCGCCCUCUGGUGGUGAGAAAGGAUAACAAACUCAAAGAGGACCACGGAAAGAGGGAGAUCCCUCCAGACGCUCCCAUCAUUGACCCAACGAUCAAGUUUGAGCACCAGCCAUGGUACAUCAACGCCACCGGGGGGACGCUGCACCCGUACCAGCUGGAGGGCCUGAACUGGUUGAGGUUCUCCUGGGCGCAGGGCACCGACACCAUCCUGGCCGACGAGAUGGGUCUGGGGAAGACGGUGCAGACCAUCGUGUUCCUCUACUCCCUUUACAAAGAGGGCCACUCCAAGGGACCCUUCCUGGUGAGCGCGCCCCUCUCCACCAUCAUCAACUGGGAGCGGGAAUUUGAGAUGUGGGCUCCGGACUUUUACGUGCUGACGUACAUCGGCGACAAGGACAGCCGCGCCAUCAUCCGGGAGAACGAGUUCACCUACGAGGACAGCGCGGUCAAGCUGGGACGGAGGGCCUUCCGCAUGAAGAAAGACACGCCCAUCAAGUUCCACGUGCUGCUGACCUCCUACGAGUUGAUCACCAUCGAUCAGGCCAUCUUGGGCUCCAUCACCUGGGCCUGCCUGGUGGUGGACGAGGCCCACAGGCUGAAGAACAACCAGUCCAAGUUUUUCAGAAUCCUCAACGGAUACAAGAUCUACUACAAGCUGCUGCUCACUGGGACGCCGCUUCAGAACAACCUGGAGGAGCUUUUCCACCUUCUCAACUUCCUCACUCCGGAGCGCUUCAACAACCUGGAGGGCUUCCUGGAGGAGUUUGCCGACAUCUCCAAGGAGGACCAGAUCAAGAAGCUGCACGACCUGCUGGGGCCGCACAUGCUGCGCAGGCUCAAGGUGGACGUCUUCAAGAACAUGCCCUCCAAGACCGAGCUCAUCGUCAGGGUGGAGCUCAGCCCCAUGCAGAAGAAGUACUACAAGUUCAUCUUGACAAGGAACUUUGAGGCGCUCAACUCCAAAGGCGGAGGCAACCAAGUGUCUCUGCUCAACAUCAUGAUGGACCUGAAGAAGUGCUGCAACCACCCCUACCUCUUCCCCGUGGCUGCUGUGGAAGCUCCCGUCUUGCCCAACGGCUCAUAUGAUGGCAACCAGCUGGUGAAGUCCUCCGGCAAACUGACACUCCUUCAGAAGAUGCUGAAGAAGCUGAAAGACGAAGGACACCGCGUUCUCAUCUUCUCACAGAUGACAAAGAUGUUGGAUCUGCUGGAGGACUUCCUGGAGUUUGAGGGCUACAAAUAUGAACGCAUCGACGGCGGCAUCACUGGAAGUCUGAGGCAGGAGGCCAUAGACCGCUUCAACGCACCAGGAGCUCAGCAGUUCUGCUUCCUGCUGUCCACGCGAGCCGGAGGACUCGGCAUCAACCUGGCCAGCGCCGACACGGUCAUCAUCUACGACUCGGACUGGAACCCUCACAACGACAUCCAAGCCUUCAGCAGAGCGCACCGCAUCGGUCAGAACAGGAAGGUAAUGAUCUACCGCUUUGUGACGCGCGGCUCGGUGGAGGAGAGGAUCACGCAGGUGGCCAAGAGGAAGAUGAUGCUGACCCACCUGGUGGUCCGACCCGGCCUGGGCUCCAAAACCGGAUCCAUGUCCAAGCAGGAGCUGGACGACAUCCUCAAGUUCGGAACGGAGGAGCUGUUCAAGGACGAGAUGGAGGCGGCUCGGACUAUGGGGGACAACAAAGACGGCGAGGAAGGCAACGUGAUCCACUACGACGACGACGCCAUCUCCAAGCUGCUGGACCGCAGCCAAGACGCCACGGAAGACACGGAGAUCCAGAACAUGAACGAGUACCUGAGCUCCUUCAAGGUGGCCCAGUAUGUGGUGAAGGAGGAGGAUGGAGAGGAGGAGGUGGAGCGUGAGAUCAUCAAGCAGGAGGAGAACGUGGAUCCUGAUUACUGGGAGAAACUCCUGCGCCAUCACUAUGAGCAGCAGCAGGAGGACUUGGCACGCAACCUGGGCAAAGGCAAACGCAUCCGCAAGCAGGUCAACUACAACGACACCACCCAGGAGGACCCAGACAACCAGUCGGAGUACUCUGUGGGGUCCGAGGACGAGGACGAAGACUUCGAGGAGAGGCCUGAAGGUGGGCGCCGCCACUCUCGCAGACACCUGAGGAACGAGAAGGACAAACCUCUGCCGCCCCUGCUGGCGCGUGUUGGCGGCAGCAUCGAGGUGCUGGGCUUCAACACGCGGCAGAGGAAGGCUUUUCUGAACGCCAUCAUGCGCUGGGGCAUGCCCCCGCAGGACGCCUUCACCUCCCACUGGCUGGUGCGCGACCUGAGAGGCAAGAGUGAGCGCGAGUUCAGGGCCUACGUGUCUCUGUUCAUGAGACACCUGUGCGAGCCGGGCGCCGACGGAGCCGAGACCUUCGCCGACGGCGUGCCGCGAGAAGGUCUCUCUCGCCAGCACGUGCUCACCAGGAUCGGAGUCAUGUCGCUGGUCAGGAAAAAGGUGCAAGAGUUUGAGCACGUCAACGGGAAGCUGAGUUCUCCAGACCUGAUCCCCAUCGGCAUGGAGCUCAAGAAGCUGACGGAGAGCGUGUCGUCCGAUCCGAACACGCCUCUGCAGGCCAGUCCGCUCGCCACGCAGCCCGGGACCCCGGUUCCAGCAGAGAAGUCGGAGUGUCCCGCUGAGGACAAGGACACCAGCCAGCAAGAAAGUAAGAAACAGACUGAGCAGGAAGCCUCUGCAGAGGCAGCAGGGGAGCGUGUCGGUGGGGAGGAGCCAGCCACGCGGGCACGCCGGGAGGAGGAGCCAACCACGCGGGCACGCCAGGAGGAGGAGCCGGCCACGCGGGCACGCCAAGAGGCGGAGCCAACCACGCGGCCACGCCAGGAGGAGGAGCCGGUGGGCGAGGGCAAGGAGAGCAAGGUGGACUGUGAGGAAAAAAGAGGCGUAAAGGAGACGGACAGGAGCCAGGCGUCCUGCAAAGCCAGCGAGAAGACAACGUCCGGGCACAACUCGCCUCAAAAGGAGCCCGACAAGGAGCCGGAGAAGCCAUCAGAGAGAGGAGAUGCUGAGGAGAAGGAAAACAAAGCUGAUGAGGUGAAAGGCGGAGACGCUGCGGACGGGCGAGUUAACGGCGACAAGGACGCGCUGGAGGAAGUGGAGGAGGGCAGGAAGGAAGUGGAGGAGGGCAGGAAGGAAGUGGAGGAGGGCAGGAAGGAAGAGAAAAAUGGAUUCAAGGCAAAGUUCAUGUUUAAUAUUGCAGAUGGAGGUUUUACAGAGUUACACACCCUGUGGCAGACGGAGGAGCGGGCGGCGUUGUCGUCGGGAAAGAUGCACGACAUCUGGCACCGUCGCCAUGACUACUGGCUGUUGGCGGGCAUCGUCACGCACGGUUACGCCCGCUGGCAGGACAUCCAGAACGACCCCCGCUACGCCAUCCUCAACGAACCCUUCAAGACGGAGAUGCACAAGAGCAACUACUUGGAGAUGAAGAACAAGUUCCUGGCUCGACGCUUUAAGUUGUUGGAGCAGGCGCUGGUGAUCGAGGAGCAGCUGAGGCGGGCGGCCUACCUGAACAUGAGCCAAGACCCCAGCCACCCGGCCAUGGCUCUCAACACCCGCUUCACCGAGGUGGAAUGUCUGGCCGAGUCCCACCAGCACCUGUCCAAAGAGUCCCUGGGCGGGAACAAGCCAGCCAACGCCGUGCUGCACAAAGUGCUAAACCAGCUGGAAGAGCUCCUGAGCGACAUGAAGGCGGACGUGACGCGACUGCCCAACAUGCUGUCCCGCAUCCCGCCCGUCUCCGCCCGCUUGCACAUGUCCGAGCGCAGCAUCCUGAGCCGUCUCACCAGCCGGGGCAGCGAACCCCCGCCGCAGCAGACUUUCAGCCAAGGAGGUUUUGCCUGCUCCCAGAUGUACGGCAACACCUUCAGCGCCACCUUCAGGGGCCCGGGUGGACAAGCCAUGGUCAAUUACAGUCAGAUGCCUCUGGGGCCCUACGUCAGCGUGUCAAACGGCCCGCCCCCCAGCCACCUGGACAAGAAGACCUUCGAGGCCCUGAGAGACGUGGCCACGCCUGACCUCAAGUCGGGCAAAGCCGGCGACGUCAUCUGCAUCGAGGACUAAAACGGGGGCCACCUCCUGGGUCGGGACCAUGGAGGACUAAAGCGGCCACCUCCUGGGUCGGGACCAUGGAGGACUAAAACGGCCACCUCCUGGGUCGGGACCAUGGAGGACUAAAGCGGCCACCUCCUGGGUCGGGACCAUGGAGAACUAAAGCGGGGGCCACCUCCUUGGUCAGGACCAUGGAGGACUAAAACGGGGGCCACCUCCUUGGUCAGGACCAUGGAGGACUAAAACGGGGGCCACCUCCUUGGUCAGGACCACACCUUCUCCUCUCUAACCAGCUCCCUCUCUUUUCCUUUGGCAGACACGUAUGAAGCAGAAGAAUUGCACUUUUUACCUUUCAGGAGUCCUUUUUUUGUUUUUGUUUUGGAAACUCAACAUUUUGAGGGUGUAGACCUCGGACAUGUUGUUCCCAUGCCGGGCUCCAUCUGAUCCUAAAUGUCUUUUUUCAGACUCUUUGGAGCGCUGAGGAAACUUUAUUGAGGCGAGGAGAAGAAUUACUGUUGUUGUAAGAGGGCAGUGGGCCUGGAAGUGUGCCACCUGCUGGUGAUCUGCAGGAAGUGCCCUCUUUCUUUACCUCAUGUCAACAUCUGCAGGGGUGGACUCCACCCACUACCAUCCAUGUGAGUCCUUCUCCCUUUGAAUGUUUCAAGUGGCGGCUGCACUAUAAACUCUUGUGGACAAUUUUGCCUCGUUAAAAGUGACGAGCGGUCUUAUUAAUUGGAGCGUUUCAUUGGCGGUCUCCUUUCUGUGUUGCCCUACUCACAGACUGCCAGUUCCUCUCGUCACAUGACUUAGGACUGUGACGGUCAUAAACCUCACAUUUCAGGCCAGUACCUUCCAGAACCUUUUCUUUUGAGCACACCAGGGGCCUCAUGUAACCAGAGUUGUGCUGCGUUCCGACUAAAAAGAGACGUACGUUCAAAUCCAGUCAAAAUUCAGAUGUAUUGACGCCAGCAAAAUUUAUGUUUUAUGUCACAAUCAGAGGUGGGUAGAGUAGCCAGAAAUUGUACUCAAGUAAGAGUACUGUUACUUUAGAGAUGUAUUACUCAAGUAAAAGUAAGGAGUAGUCACCCAAAUAUUUACUUGAGUAAAAGUAAAAAGUAUGUUGUGAAAAAACUACUCAAGUACUGAGUAACUGAUGAGUAACCUGUUCCUUUAAUGACGACGGCAGCAAAUAAUGCACAAAAACAUCAAAAUAGCAAUGAGCAAAUUCAGAGCCAGGAAUAUCUCUUAAGCAACUAAAACAAUAAUAUAUAUUAAAUAAUAAUACAUUAACAUAAAAAGAAUGAAGGCAAAUUGAGCCACAAUAACUUAACAGCACCAUAGGCUCAGUAGGCAGAUAUUACGAAGGAAAAUAACAAGUUAGCCUUUACGCAAACCAUAAACUGAGAGCCUUGGGACACACUGAUUGGUGUUUCUAUGCAUGUGUGAGUGUGUGUGCGACUGUGUGUGUGUGUGUGUGUGUGUGUGUGUGUGUGUGUGUGUGUGUGUGUGUGUGUGUCUUUGAGGCUGCAGUGCGUUAAUAAAGGUCCCCACACUUGGUACAUUUGACAGUGAUUCAUAGCAGGGAAGCUAACAUCAGCCUACGGUGACAGCCAAAAUAUCUACUAACGUUACUUACCGCCAUGUGCUUCCUCAAAUUUGAUGUUGAGUUCAUGUAAGCUUAAGGUUGUUUUUGUUUUGCCGCUGAAACUUUAUGUGCAGUUAAUCAUGUGACCGCCUGGCUCUGUUUGAUUGGUGAAACGGAGUCAAACGUCACCAGUGACUGCAUUUGAUUGGUGAAACGGAGUCAAACGUCACCAGUGACUGCAUUUGAUUGGUGAAACGGAGUCAAACGUCACCAGUGACUGCAUUUGAUUGGUGAAACUCAGUCAAACGUCA
Molecule: messenger RNA, 8147 nt
Organism: Entelurus aequoreus (snake pipefish)
Lineage: Eukaryota; Metazoa; Chordata; Actinopteri; Syngnathiformes; Syngnathidae
Gene: chd5
Product: chromodomain helicase DNA binding protein 5
Exons: 40
Coding region: 183-6263 (2026 amino acids)
Biological process (GO): negative regulation of transcription by RNA polymerase II; chromatin remodeling
Cellular component (GO): chromatin; nucleus; NuRD complex
Molecular function (GO): DNA binding; histone binding; ATP binding
Source: RefSeq, a predicted model, not a curated record